Chanos chanos (milkfish) is the source of this 4507-nucleotide messenger RNA. RefSeq names its product SIN3 transcription regulator family member B (gene sin3b). Lineage: Eukaryota; Metazoa; Chordata; Actinopteri; Gonorynchiformes; Chanidae. Bases 269 to 3718 code for a protein of 1149 amino acids. The record is from RefSeq and is a predicted model, not a curated record. Gene Ontology annotation, biological process: negative regulation of transcription by RNA polymerase II. Gene Ontology annotation, cellular component: chromatin; Sin3-type complex. The transcript is spliced from 20 exons. Gene Ontology annotation, molecular function: transcription corepressor activity.
CUCUACAUUAAUUCCGCCAGUUGGGCUUCUGUUAGAUAUGCAUCUGUAAACUUCAGUGUUGGAUGUUUUAUUUAAUUCAAAUCAAGUGGUCGCUGGUACUCACACUUGCCAAGAUUUUUUUUUUAGCUGGCUAGCUAGCUAUCAGCUAGCCAAAUAGACGUUGCUAGCUAACUGGCUACUUAUACGAGGCUACAAGAUCCGUCUGCUUUCUCGGCAGAUACGGAACGAAGCAAAUAAUCAAGUUGUGGCUUGGUAGCUGUUGGGGACAAUGGCGAAAAUUCAGUCACACAGCAACACGAAGCAAAUAAACCAAAUCCAAGACAAGGCCUAUGUUGUUCAAAAGCAAGUACAACAGCAGCACUUUCAAAAACUGAAGGUCGAAGAUGCCUUAUCGUAUUUGGACCAGGUUAAAAUACGGUUUGCAAAUGAUCCUGGAAUCUACAACAAAUUUCUCGACAUCAUGAAGGAGUUCAAAUCACAAAAUAUUGACACGCCGGGUGUGAUCAAUCGUGUAUCUCAGCUGUUCCACGGUCAUCCGGACCUUGUCUUGGGAUUCAAUGCCUUUCUGCCGCCAGGUUAUCGAAUAGAAUUGCCCAAGAAUGGAAUGGUAUUUCUUCAGUCCCCUCUUUCUGCUCAAAGUAUCUCCUCGUCUUCUGGACCUCCCGAACCUCCCAGCAGACUUUCCUUGCCACUCCCCAGUCGGGACAGCCAGGCUCAGCCGGCCACGUCGUCCGUCUCCCCCCCCACCUCGGAACCCAGCCCUGUAGAGUUUGACAGUGCCAUCAGUUACGUUAAUAAGAUCAAAAACCGUUUUUUAGACAACCCAGAGAUCUACCGGUCCUUCUUAGAGAUUCUACAUACCUACCAGAAAGAGCAGUUGGAGGUGAAGGAGAUUAGAGGUCGUGGCGGUGGGGGUAUGACUGAGGAUGAAGUCUUCUCUAAGGUUGCAAGCCUUUUCAAAGGACAAGAGGACCUGCUAGCAGAAUUUGGACAGUUUCUACCCGACGCAAAAAGGUCACUGUUCACCGGAAGCUCUCUCACGGGGAAAGACCAUCUGAAAAAGACGGAAGAGGAUGACGUGAGCAAACAGGGCAAGAAGAGACCCAGACCCAUGCUGUUGCCUCACAUGACCCCCCUGUUAAAGAAGAAAAUGAAGUACUCGUGCUCCAAAGACCAGUCGUUCGCGUCUGUCGGGAAACACGGAGUUCUGCGCGAGUUCACCUUCUUUGAUAAAGUCCGACGUUUGUUCAAGAGCCAGGAAGUGUAUGAAAACUUCCUCCGCUGUAUCGCCCUAUUCAAUCAAGAAGUAGUUUCGGGAGCGGAGUUGCUACAACUAGUGACCCCCUUCUUAGGGAAGUUUCCAGAGCUUUACACCCAGUUCAAGUCAUUUCUUGGGGACAAAGAGCUGUCUCACUCGGUGUCAGGGCUGUCAGACCGUUACAUGGAGGGUGGGGGCAGGGAAGUGGACUAUGCCUCUUGUAAACGUCUUGGAUCAAGCUACCGAGCUCUGCCCAAGACCUACCAGCAGCCCAAGUGCAGCGGCCGGACGGCUCUCUGCAGGGAGGUGCUAAACGACACUUGGGUGUCCUUCCCUUCCUGGUCUGAGGACUCGACGUUUGUGAGCUCAAAGAAGACGCCGUACGAGGAGCAACUCCAUCGCUGCGAGGACGAGAGGUUUGAGUUGGACGUCGUCCUGGAGACCAACCUCGCGACGAUCCGCGUCCUGGAGAGCGUGCAGAAAAAACUGUCUCGCCUCUCGCCAGAGGAUCAGGACCGUUUCCGUCUGGACGACUGUCUGGGAGGCACCUCUGAGGUCAUCCAACGGCGAGCGGUCUACCGUAUCUAUGGGGACAAAGCCCCAGAGAUCAUAGAAGGACUAAAGAGGAGCCCAGCCACUGCUGUCCCUGUAGUGCUCAAAAGAUUGAAAGCCAAGGAGGAAGAGUGGCGAGAAGCUCAACAGGGUUUCAAUAAAAUCUGGCGUGAGCAGUAUGAAAAGGCUUACCUCAAGUCUCUGGACCACCAGGGCGUGAACUUCAAACAGAAUGACAUGAAGGCCUUAAGAUCCAAGAGCCUCCUUAAUGAGAUAGAGAGCAUUUAUGAUGAGCGUCAGGAGCAGAGCACUGAAGAAGGAGGAGUUGGUCAGCAGGGGCGCGACUGCGGCGGCGGAGGCGGUUCGGUCAGUGAGCCUCACAUGGUCUUCACGUACGAGGACAAACAGAUUUUGGAGGACGCCGCCUCGCUCAUCAUCUACCACGUCAAGCGCCAGCCAACCAUCCACAAAGACGACAAGGACCACAUCAAACGCAUCAUCCAGCACUUCGUCCCGGACCUCUUCUUCGCCCGUCGCGGGGAGCUCAGCGAGACCGAGGAGUGGACGGACGAAGAGCAGCAGCAACAGCAGCAGCAGCUGAACGGGGAAUCCAGAAGGCGGCGUUGCACCUCCCCCCAAAACAUGGACCCUUCCGUCUCCCACAACAUGGCUUCGGAAGGGGAGAAAGUGGACCUGCGCGACCCGGAAGCUGAACACCAGAAAGAGCUGGACGGCGUCUACAACCUGUUCUUCGUCAACAACAACUGGUACUUCUUCCUGCGGCUGCACCAGACGCUGUGCUCCCGGCUGUUGCGGGUGUACCGGCAGGCGGAGAGGCAACUCCUGGAGCACCGUGCGGAGCAGAACAGGGAGAGGCUCCUCAUGGCGGAGGGCCGCAGGGACAAGGCCAGCGAUUUGGCUAUGGAGCUUCGCCUUAAACAGCCAAGUGAGGUGGAAUUGGAAGAAUAUUACCCAGCUUUCCUGGACAUGGUGCGCAGUCUCUUGGACGGGAACCUCGAGUCAACACAGUACGAGGACACGCUGAGAGAGAUGUUUACCAUUCACGCCUACAUUGGCUUCACCAUCGACAAACUUAUCCAGAAUAUCGUCAGACAACUCCAGCACUUGGUGAGUGAUGAAGUCUGUCUUCAGGUGACGGAGCUGUAUCUUGCCGAGCGUAAACGGGGGGCAGCAGGAGGCAACCUCUCCUCUCAGUGUGUACGUGCCGCCUGGGAGACCAGCUACCAGUGGAAGGCAGAAAGAGUCAUGGCUGAGGAGAACUGCUUUAAGGUCAUGUUCAUACAAAACAAAGGUCAAGUGACUUUGACAAUUGAGCUCUUGGACACAGAGGAAGCACAGGGGGACGACCCACUGGACGUGCAGUCUCUCUCAAACUACAUGGAGCAGUUUGUGGGAACAGAAUCAUCGCUGUCUUCCCAGACUGAGGGCUAUUAUUUCAAACCAGUGUUCCUGCCAAGGAAUCUGAGGCGUUUCCGUCGCUGGCAGCUCCGGCAGGUGGAGGCCAUGCGCUGCAGGAGAGAGUGGCAUCGGCAACUGGGUGUGGAGAGUGCCGGAAGCCUGGAUUGCCGCUUCAAGCUGAACACCCACAAGAUGGUCUUUGUCAUGAACUCGGAGGACUACAUGUAUCGCAGGGGUGCCCUGGUCAAAGCCAGAAAGUCUCAGCACAGGGUGGCGCGCGCCCAGCACGACAGGUUCGAGAAGUGGCACCAGGGUUGGCUGGCCGAGCACGUGCCCUCCACCGCCGAAAGGGCGGUGCAGGACUGGCUGAUGGGAGAGGAAGAGGAGGAUAUGAUUCCGUGCAAGACCACGUGUAUCUCCACACAAGUUAAAGCCCUACCUGUUAAUAGGUACCAAGUGCACUACAGCAAACCCCCAGCGUCUCCCUAAAAGGGCGUCCACCUCUUUUUUCGGUAUCCUGUGCACACACUCACACUCUCACUCUCGCUAUCACAUGACGGAGACUGGAUGGACUUGAGCUGACCAUAAUAGACAUGUUGAGCCUGAGGGGACAGACAUCUUGGAGGAAAGCAUUACUUUUGGAUUUUUAAGGGGAGCCGGUCGCAAAAAAAAAAAAAAAAACAAAACAAAAAGGUGACGUAGGUUCCGCUGUAAAAGGUGGCCGUUUGCAAGAGAUGCAGUAUGAUCAAAAUCCUUGAGUUUGUUCCAGAAAUGUGAAUGUCUACAUUUUUAAAAGUCCAUCAUAGUUUUUAGCUUAUGUAAAGCAAGGAGGACCUUUUGUUUGUACAUGUUUAUACUGAAGUAAUGAAAGAAAUGGUAAGUGUGUCUUCUGCCUCUGUAUGUCUUUUGUACAGUAUGGUCAACUCAAGUAAUUGCAUAUAUAUAUUGUAUUUGCAUAUGCUCUAUGCAUUUUAUGUAUGCUUUAACUUGAUGAAAGGUUAUGAUGAAUGGUGAACGAAACAUUUUGUUGUUUCUGUUGUGACUGAGUCCUAAUGUCUUUUUUUUUUCAUUUCGUUUAUGUUGAGUGUUUAUUCUUUUCAUUUUCUCUCGUAACUAAACAGAUCAUUGCCAGUUGUCGUCCGACGUACGGCUCUUUUCUCAACUGAUUUAAUUUUGUUAAGCAUCUGAAUUAUGUAUCACGUCAAUGAUUUCACCAAGUCCUUGCUUUGGUUGGUGUAAUUUUACGUAAACGUAAAAAAAACAACAGAAUAUCAGUGU